GAUAUUUGAUACCAUGUCGGCCACCGUAGAAGACGACUGCUGUGAUAUUUGAUACCAUGUCGGCCACCGUAGAAGACGACUGCUGUGAUAUUUGAUACCAUGUCGGCCACCGUAGAAGACGACUGCUGUGAUAUUUGAUACCAUGUCGGCCACCGUAGAAGACCAUAAACAUCCAGGAUUACGUUGGGAGUGCCCGGUGGUUUUCUACAUCAUUUGUAAACUAGAAAGAUUGACAAUCAUAAAUUCCGACAGGCAUCCUAGCCCAAUAGAGGAAAGAUGAGGCUGAAAGAGAUCCAGAGGACUGCUCAUCCAGCAUGGAGCCCUGCCCCCCACCACCCUAUCUGCCUGGCUUUAGGCACUUCAGCUCAGCAGCUGGAUGCGUCAUUCAACACCACUGCCGCCUUGGAAAUAUUCCAGGUGGAUUUUGCCGAUCCUUCCCUGGGCAUGAAGCUCAAGGGGUCCCUACCUACUUCUAACAGGCUCCAUAGUCUGGUGUGGGUAAACUUUGGAGCAGGAGAAGACGGUUUGGGAGGGAGACUGAUUGGAGGCAGUGAUAAUGGCACGGUAACGGUGUAUAGCCCAGAAGCCAUCGUAACACCAGGGGCAGAGGCAAUAAUAGGACAGUCUGACAAACACACUGGGCCUGUCAGAGCACUAGACUUCAACCCCUUUCAGAGUAAUCUGUUGGCGUCAGGGGCAAAUGAUUCAGAGAUCUACAUCUGGGAUCUGAACAAUUUCAGCAAUCCAAUGACACCCGGGACAAAGUCACAGCCUCCUGAAGAUAUCAGUGUGGUGUCGUGGAACAGACAGGUGCAACACAUCCUGGCCUCUGCAAACCCCAGUGGGAAAGCAGUGGUCUGGGACCUGAGGAAGAACGAGCCCAUCAUCAAGAUUAGUGACCACAGCAACCGGAUGCACUGUUCAGGGAUGCUCUGGCACCCUGAGGUGGCCACCCAGUUGGUCCUGGCCUCAGAAGAUGACCGCAUGCCAGUCAUUCAGAUGUGGGACCUGCGCUUUGCCACAUCUCCUCUCAAAGUCCUGGAGAACCACACAAGGGGACUUCUGUCCAUCGCGUGGAGCCAAGCAGACCCAGAGCUGUUGCUCAGUAGUGCUAAAGACAACAGGAUCCUCUGCUGGAAUCCAAACACUGGAGAGGUGAUCUAUGAAUUACCAACGACCAACCAGUGGUGCUUUGACAUCCAGUGGUGUCCCAGGAACCCAGCGCUGCUGUCGGCGGCCUCGUUUGACGGCUGGAUCAGUGUGUACAGCGUGAUGGGAGGAAGCCUGGAGGCCCAGCAGCAGAGCAGGGCUGAUCAGAUCUCCUCGUCCUUUGACACCAUGGAUCCGUUUGGGACAGGCCAGGUGCUGCCCCCUCUGCAAGUUCCCCAACCCACCCCUCAGACCACCCUCGUCGCUCCGCUGAAGAAGCCCCCCAAGUGGGUUCGUAGGCCCGUAGGAGCCUCAUUCGCUUUUGGUGGGAAGCUGAUCACCUUUGAGAGUCCUAAGGCUCCAGUCCAGAGCCCACAGCCCGUCCCUGUCCCCAGGCAGGUGUUUGUCAGCCAGGUCACCACGGAAACAGAGCUCCUCCAACGUUCCAGGGAGCUGCAGGCUGCUCUGCAAUCUGGAUCCUUGUCAGACUACUGCCAGGCCAAGAUCCACAAGGCCCCCACAGACUCUGAACAGGACAUAUGGAGGUUUCUCCUGGUCAACUUUGAAGAUGAAGCCCGGGUCAAAUUCCUGAGACUUUUGGGUUUCAGCAAAGAGGAUUUAGAGAGGAAGAUCUCCACCUGCUUAGGGAAGAACCUGCAGCCUAACGGACAUGGAGUGGAUGCCAACGAUCUGGCUGAGAAGAUACAGCUUCUCUCUACUCAGAGGUCAGAGGAAUCCGGGGAUGAGGUUGACUCCACCAAGACUCCGGGUUCAUCCUCGCCCUCUGACUUUUUCAGUCAGAUCCCACCACAACCACAAGACAAGGAGAAGAUCAGCUUCCCGAUUCCUGUCUCAGCAGAUGCAGAUGGUCUGAUCAGCCAGGCUCUGCUGGUGGGAAACUUUGAGGGAGCGGUGGCUCUGUGUCUGAACGAGGGGCGCUACGCUGAGGCCAUCCUGCUGGCGAUCAGUGGAGGACAGGAGCUACUGCAGAGGACCCAGCAGACAUACCUGGACGAGCAGAGGAACAGCAUCUCUAUGCUGAUCUCAUCCGUGGUGACCCAGAACUGAGACAUCGUGCAGAGCUGUGCCUUGGAGAACUGGAAGGAGGCUCUCGCUGCUCUCCUGACCUACGCUCACCCCAAAGAGUUUGCUCAUCUGUGUGAGGCCCUGGGGUCCCGUCUGGAAGGGGAGAGGACAGAGAAACGCUGUCUGCAGGCAUGUCUCUGUUACAUUUGCUCUGGGAACAUUGAGAAGCUAGUGGAAUGCUGGGCCCUGCAGAGGGACUGCUCAUCUCCCCUGGUUUUAGAGGACUUGGUAGAGAAGAUGAUGGUUCUGCGUAAGUCUGUGGAGCGUCUGAGGAACAGCGAGGUGGCUGUACAGAGUCCUGUCCUGGCUGACAAGCUGACUCUCUACGCUGGUCUCCUAGCAUCACAAGGCAGCCUGGCUACAGCCCUGUCCUACCUGCCAGACACCUCAGACCAGGCUUGUAUCAUGAUGAUGAGAAACCGGCUGUUCCACGCCCAGGGAGAGGGAGGAGCUGCAGAGGGGCAACAGCCCCCACCGUUCCCUUACAACAGAGUCCGGGUGACUGGGGGCGACCCUGCCCCUGCUCAGGCCCCUGCUGUCCCCGUCCAAGCACAACCACCGACACAGACACCGGGGCCCUACCAGCCUCCUCUUCCUGUGAUGUCAGUGGGUGGCCAGCCUCCUCUUCCUGUGAUGUCAGUGGGUGGCCAGCCUCCUCUUCCUGUGAUGUCAGUGGGUGGCCAGCCUCCUCUUCCUGUGAUGUCAGUGGGUGGCCAGCCUCCUAUGACUACAGUCUUCACUCCUCAAGCUGCUGCUCUCUCCAGAGGGCCGCCUCCUCCUUCGUAUGGCGGUCUGCCACCCUCCUCCCCUGCUCCUCCACCUAGUGGGCUGCCACGUACAGGACUACGGCCAGCCUACCCUCAACAUCCUGCCACUGCCCCAGGGUUCUCUCCACUCCAGCCAUUCCAGCCACAACAGCAGCCCAUGUCUGCAGGACUAGGUGGCCCUGUCCACUCUGCCUUCCCUCCAGGACCUGCUCUGCCAGGCUCCAGCCUAUCUGGACCCCCCCUGCCUCCGUUCUCUGCCCCUGGCGGCCUCCCCACCAUGCCCAGCCCAGGGCCACCUCCGUCAGGCUUCGCCCCCACCUCGCUCCCUUCAGGCCCCAUGCCACCCAGCUACCAGCAGCCUGGGGCCCCCGUCGGCAUGUACCCACCAGGGGGGUCUCACCUUCACAGCCAGGGCCCACCUGCAGGUCCCCCCUCUGGUCCGUACCCACCCCUGGGACCUGGGUACCCACAAGGAGGUCCUGGAGCCCCGGCCGUCAAGUCCUUCUCUGCUCCGUCGGUUGGUCCUCCUCCUACAGGGUACUUCCCUUGGCUGAGUACUCCCCUUGUUGACGAUGAUGAAGGUGACAGUGAGAGUGACAGACAGGGAUAGGUUUGGAUGUGGUGGGAUAAGACUGUUAAUGCAGACAGGGAUAGGUUUAGAUAUGGUGGGAUAAGACAGGGCUAGGUUUAGAUAUGGUGGGAUAAGACAGGGCUAGGUUUAGAUAUGGUGGGAUAAGACAGGGCUAGGUUUAGAUAUGGUGGGAUAAGACAGGGCUAGGUUUAGAUAUGGUGGGAUAAGACUGUUAAUGCAGACAGGGUUAUGGUGGGAUAAGACUGUUAAUGCAGACAGGGAUAGGUUUAGAUAUGGUGGGAUAAGACAG
This is a messenger RNA of Oncorhynchus gorbuscha (pink salmon), 3883 nucleotides long. RefSeq names its product protein transport protein Sec31A-like. Lineage: Eukaryota; Metazoa; Chordata; Actinopteri; Salmoniformes; Salmonidae. Gene Ontology annotation, biological process: intracellular protein transport; COPII-coated vesicle cargo loading; endoplasmic reticulum to Golgi vesicle-mediated transport. Gene Ontology annotation, molecular function: protein binding; structural molecule activity. The record is from RefSeq and is a predicted model, not a curated record. Gene Ontology annotation, cellular component: COPII vesicle coat; endoplasmic reticulum exit site.